CGGAUGGAGUCACAGUCCAACAGUAGACAGUGGGUGGGUGGUGACACAGUCACCAUCUACACACCAUUUAUACUACACGCCACCCACCGCCCUCGUCCACCCACCGCCCUCGUCCACUCACCGUCCUCGUCCACUCACCGUCCUCGUCCACUCACCGCCCUCGUCCACUCACCGCCCUCGUCCACUCACCGCCCUCGUCCACUCACCGCCCUCGUCCACUCACCGCCCUCGUCCACCCACUGCCCACCUCCACCCACAACACUGCUAUAUACCUGCCACUUGUGUGUUGAGAGAGGAUGAAUGGUGUACUCGACUCGUGGACCUCCCCCAGUGCCACCAUCACACUGGCUCUCCUGUUAUUGAUGUCUUCUUAUGCCCAGGGCAUGGAGGACAACAAGGGGUUUACCAUAGACGACAUCAUGCCUCUGGACAAAUUUAACUACGACAAGAUGAGGCCACCCAAAAAAGACGGUAAACCCACCACUGUCUAUUUCCACGUCACCGUGAUGGGUAUCGACUCCAUUAACGAGAACUCCAUGACCUAUGCAGCUGACAUCUUCUUCGCCCAGACCUGGAAAGAUCACAGACUUCGUCUUCCAGAGAACAUAACAUCGGAAUAUAGAUUGCUGGACUUGGACUGGCUGAAGCAUCUCUGGAGGCCUGACAGCUUCUUCAAGAACGCCAAACAAGUGACUUUCCAAACGAUGACCAUCCCCAAUCAUUACGUCUGGCUCUUCCAUGACAACAAGAUUCUCUACAUGGUGAAGUUGACGCUGAAACUCUCCUGUGCCAUGAACUUCGCCAUCUACCCCCAUGACACUCAAGAAUGUAAACUACAGAUGGAGAGCUUAUCCCACACGACGGAAGAGUUGGUAUUCGAGUGGGAUCCAGAGGUGCCCCUUGCAGUAGACGAAAGCAUAGAACUGCCUCAGCAAGACAUCAUCCUCAAUUACACCUCAGACUGUACCCAGGUCUACUCCACAGGCAACUUCACCUGCCUGGAGGUGGUGUUUAGACUGAAGCGACGUCUUGGCUACUACGUCUUCCACACCUACAUUCCCACCUGCCUCAUCGUUAUUAUGUCGUGGGUAUCCUUCUGGAUAAAGCCGGAGAUAGCGCCAGCGCGGGUCACACUGGGUGUCACAUCAUUGCUGACACUCUUCACUCAGCAGGCAAAGUCACAAGCAUCACUUCCACCAGUUUCGUAUAUAAAAACCAUCGACAUAUUCAUGUCGUUCUGCACAGUGUUUGUGUUCAUGGCGCUCAUUGAGUAUGCGGUGGUGAACAUAAUCCUGGGGGAUGGAUCUGGUGAAACUGCCAAGGGGCCCUCCAAGCCAGAACCCAAACCCAGCAAAGCCACUGACCUUGCAAUAAAGGAGAGCAGACGGUUCCUGCUCGGAGAACCACCAAGGCCAGCAGGUCCGUCACCUGCACAAAUCCGUCGAGGUCGAGCACUGAUGGUAGACCGAGUAUCUCGCUACCUAUUCCCUAUUUGCUUUGCCCUCCUCAAUGCCAUCUACUGGUUCAGCUUUAAGAAGUAUUUAUAAAGCACUCAUCUCCUGAAGGAAGGGAGGCAUCAGCAUCUCCAAAAUGGGUCACACUGUACAAACACCAAGCACAACCUCCAUCAGGUGGAGGAGACUAGAAAAUACCCUACAUGUCCAAUACAUCAAUAACACAGGUCUACAGCCAAAAUGCUUCAGAACUAAAACUAAUCAUCCUUUACUAAUUUUGGAUCACUGAAUGUAGAAAUGACACCUUAAACUGCAAAUUAGCUCUAUUUAUAAAGUCUUGAACUCAGGCCACUUGCAUAGUAUUAUCCUUGACUUGGGAAGGGAGGGUAGACAAACUGUACAGUGGAAAGGCUCUUGAUUCAAACCCCACACUGUAUAACUGUUGAAAAAAUAUAUAGUUUCCUAUAUUUCUCAUGAAUAGCACUUUUCUUCAAAUUUCUUUUUUUUUUUUUGGAGGAGGGGGGACCACAAUUUGUAUUAUAUGGACCACCAACUGUGUAGCUUAUGUUAAUCUGAGCACUGUUUGUUUUGGCAACUCUAGUGUCAGAAAACAGAUGAUUCACUUGGAAUUUAGGUAUUACAUCACCCUAAUAACUGGACUGCAUUAGUUCAUUCCCAGAGGUCAUACAGUGCACACCUGUCAAACUUUUGACACUGACUUUUUUUUUUUGCCAAAUUUGGACGAAGAUGCCUUGUAAUUGCAUGAGAUAACUUUUGUUAUGUUUGUGGGUAGUUGACUUUUGCAUCACAAAAGUGUGCUUUAACGCUGCCAUGACUAAGAAAGCUUAUCACCUUUGUUUUGGCUGUAAAGUUAAGACUGACUAUCUUGGUCAUGGAAAAACGCUACCAGGAAAAUGGAGUCCAUCACUGUCAGCAGAUUUCUGCUGAACAAUAACAAGUGAUGAUCCAGAAGUGGAAUACAAGAGACAUGAAGCUGCACUGGGUUGAAUCACUAUAAGUGAAGUGAUUAUACAGACAUGUUACUAAUGUAUUAUACAGCUAGCCCUCCACUUUCACGAGUUCCAUUUUCGUGAGCUUCGAACAUUCGCGAAUGCCCAGCUGCCCAAUCAUAUUUACCAGACAAAUGAUAGGAGCAUAACUCCCUACAAAACUCUGAAGAUAUGAAGAGGAAACGGUCUCAGUUGCCCAUCACAAUGUUCUUCACAAGGAAGCCUGCCACUACCCCUGCCGCUACCCUUACCGUCUCACCUGAACUUCAACCCGCGGCAGAAUCUGACUCCAUUAAUCUAAGUAAAUGCUAUUAUUAUAUUUCCCGACAAUAUACAGUGGACCCCCGCUUUACGAUCAGCUCCCAAUGCGACCAAUUAUGUAAGUGUAUUUAUGUAAGUGCGUUUGUACGUGUAUGUUUGGGGGUCUGAAAUGGACUAAUCUAAUUCACAAUAUUCCUUAUGGGAACAAAUUCGUUCAGUAAUGGCACCUGAACAUACUUCUGGAAUGAAAUAAUAUCGUAAGCCGGGGGUCCACUGUAUUUGUGCAUCAAAACAUUCGCAAACGCUAGUGUACAGUAUUAUUUUAUUUCCCUACAUCAUAUUUGCGCAUCAAACAUUCACAAAUUUUCAAGAUUCGUGAGGUUCUUGAUCCCCUAACCCUUGUGAAUGUGGAGGGCCUCCUGUAUACAUACGCACAAAAUGUGUAAACAAGUUUCUUUGUUAUUAUGGUCAUAGUCGUUUUCAGCACCCCAAAA
This is a messenger RNA of Cherax quadricarinatus, 3219 nucleotides long. RefSeq names its product glycine receptor subunit alpha-3-like. NCBI's taxonomy places the organism in Eukaryota, Metazoa, Arthropoda, Malacostraca, Decapoda, Parastacidae. Gene Ontology annotation, cellular component: synapse; plasma membrane; neuron projection. Gene Ontology annotation, molecular function: transmembrane signaling receptor activity; excitatory extracellular ligand-gated monoatomic ion channel activity; transmitter-gated monoatomic ion channel activity involved in regulation of postsynaptic membrane potential. Gene Ontology annotation, biological process: chloride transmembrane transport; chemical synaptic transmission; signal transduction. The record is from RefSeq and is a predicted model, not a curated record.